AUGAGCGCCUGUCUUCGCUUUACUCGACGAGUCUGGCAAUCAUUCAUUACUACCAAGGGGCAUGAUGCACAAUGUUUCCCAAAUCUAGUAGUUCAUCGAGCGGUACCGGGAGAAGUGAAUGCCACGCUGAAGAUUGAGAAUUAUAACCUUCACGGUGGCCUUAUACUGUCCAUGACCGACACGCUCGGCUCAUUGGCUGUAGCUUCAAGGGGGUACUGGAUGACGGGUGUCUCCACCGACAUAGGUACCUCCUUCGUACGUCCGGCAGGUCGGCCAGGCGACGUUCUUCAUGUCAAAGCAGUAUUGACAGCAUUGGGCAAAUCGCUGGCGUACACACGUGUCGACUUCACAAAUCCCGCAGGAGAACUGGUCGCUUAUGGAUACCAUACAAAGUAUGUAGGGAAAUCCUCAACGCACCAGAAAAAUGUUAAACUCUCGGAAGAUGGAGAACAGGUACUGGAAGGCGAGGACAUAGAUAUUGACUAA
Molecule: messenger RNA, 486 nt
Organism: Lentinula edodes (shiitake mushroom)
Lineage: Eukaryota; Fungi; Basidiomycota; Agaricomycetes; Agaricales; Omphalotaceae
Product: thioesterase thiol ester dehydrase-isomerase
Exons: 8
Coding region: 1-486 (161 amino acids)
Molecular function (GO): fatty acyl-CoA hydrolase activity
Source: RefSeq, a predicted model, not a curated record